CGUCCAUCCUGCAUGCCUGUGAGGGGAGGAAGAGAAAGCAUCCCCUCUUUGUGACCCAUUUUCCUUUAGGAAUAUCCUAUCUUUUACGCUCUUUAUCCAACCGUCGAGGCAGCAGUUUGAUCACCGCUUGCCAUUCCCUUUCACUUUUCUCGAACAAAGUUUUAAACCUCGACACAAUCUUGCCAACAGUGCUCGUCCUAAGACCUGUCACUUGACAUACUCAGAUCACUCACUACUCUUAUCAAUCUGUCUCACUCAAUAUUAAUUAAUCCACUUCUGGGGAAGGGCAAGAAGGACGUUCAGGCAGCACCUCGACAAACAACCGGAAAAUUGUUUCUGCAGCCGAUACCAUCCGAAAGCAAGGUCACACAUCACAACUUGUAAAUAAGUCCGUGACUCAAUGCCAAAGUCCCCCAUUUCCUCCCCGAGGAACUCAGGGUUCAUUCCCCUUGAAUCUCUGAACCAAUCCAGACAGCAGCAAGGAGGCCUAUCACCCUCCAAUGCACAAAGUGCCAAGGACGACCACAUAGUCAACAUUCCCCUAUCACCCGUCAUGACCAACCUCAGUACUGGCGCGAGGAAAGAAGGCCAGUCCAUGACUCGUCCGGACCUCAACCGCAACGCAACCGAUGCAACCGAAGAUGCUGGCAUUUUUCACAGACAUAUGGGCCGCCGGCGAGCAAGGAAGAUGGAGACUGGUGGGGAUGCGAGUCUGGUAGAGGACGAGGGCGCGUUGACUGCCAUGGGGCGACUUUAUGAGAAGAUCCUAAACUUUUCCGUCUUAACUCGUUAUUUGCUCUACAUUAUUCCGCUCUCGAUGUGCUUUGUUGUGGUUAUUCUGAUUGGUCUAUACGUCGCUAAGGACGCUGCCAUUGGCGCCACUGAGCGGACGAGGGGGGUUAGGAUUGUUUGGUUAUUUGUUUGGCUCGAGAUCGUCUGGUGCUCGCUUUGGGUCUCUAAACUAUUUGCUAAAGUUCUACCCAUUAUCUUCCAGACCCUCAUUGGUGUUGUCAGUAGUGGGGUGAAGAAGUAUGCACUGGUUAUCAAAGCUCUCGAAGUUCCCAUCUCACUUGUUGGUUGGGCUAUUGCCUCGCUCUGCUCUUUCCUUCCUUUGAUGACCAGGAAUCCCGACCAACUCAGGGCCAAUGAUACAAGCAUCAAAGAAUGGCAACGCCGCAUGAACCUUGUGCUUAUCUCUUGCCUAAUCUCAUCCUUGGUGUAUCUCGGCGCGAAACUUGUCAUCCAAAUUGUCUCCGUCGACUACCAUCGCAAGCAGUUCGCCCAGCGCAUCAAGACCAACAAGGAAAAUGUCAAGUUCCUUAGUCAACUCUAUGAAGCAUCCCGGAACCUCUUCCCUUCUUAUACAGAAUUUGCCGAGGAGGAUUAUAUUAUUCACCAGUCCCUUGCUACUAACCUUAUUAUCCCUAAACAGAGCGGUAGCGCAACGCCCAUGCGUGCAAUCUUGGGCAAUAUUAAUGUUGUACAGGACAAGGUUACUAGUGCGUUCGGUAACAUUGCACAGGAGGUUACUGGUAAUAAGAAUGUGUUCAACCCGAAUUCUGCGUAUUCUAUCGUUGUAAAUGCUCUCCAGCGAACCCGUUCUUCAGAGGCUCUGGCCAGACGUAUCUGGAUGUCCUUCGUUUCCGAAGGCCAUGCCGCGUUGACGAAGGAGGAUUUGCUCGAAGUCAUGGGGCCCGAUCACGAGGAACAAGCUUUGGAAUGCUUCUCUUCACUUGAUCGCGAUAACAACGGAGAUGUUAGUUUGGACGAAAUGGUGAUGCAUGUUGUCCAUAUGCAUAAUGAGCGCCAUGAUGUUGCUCGGAGCAUGCAGGAUGUGGAUAAUGCCAUUAGAGCACUUGAUAGUGUCUUGUCGUUCAUUGUGUUUGUCAUCGUCGUCCUAGUAUUCGUUAUCACGCAGCAGUCUAGCGUUGGGACAACUAUUGCGGGUGCUGGUACCGUGCUUAUUUCACUGUCUUUCGUCUUUGCUCUUACUGCCCAGGAAGUCUUGGGCUCUUGCAUCUUCUUGUUUGUCAAGCAUCCCUUCGAUGUUGGUGACCGUGUCGAUAUCGAUGACAAGAGGUUCCAGGUCGAGCACAUCUCCCUUCUCUACAGCGUCUUCAAGCGCGUGGACAACAACAAAAUCACCCAGGUCCCGAACAACGUCUUGAACACUAAAUGGGUUGAGAAUAUCUCGCGUUCAAAGUACAUGCAAGAACUUGUCAAGAUAGGGGUCAACUAUGAUACAAGCCUCGAAGAUAUCCAGAAGCUACGUGACGAGCUACUUGUAUUUGUCCGAGAGAAUAGUAGAGACUUUCAGCAGGAACUUGAGGUUGAGGUUAUUGGAAUUAACGAGCUCGAUAAACUGGAAAUUAAGGUUGAGAUUAAGCAUAAGAGCAACUGGUCCAAUGAAGCGCUUACCUGUCAACGCCGCAACAAAUUCUUCUGUGCCCUCGUCAAGAUCCUGAGGAAAAUACCCAUUUAUGGUGUCGGAAAGGGUGAUCCGGUCAUCGGUGAGGAAGCUAAACCAAUGUUCACGGUGGCAAUCAGCGAUGACAAAGCCCACGAAUACAUGGACAAGGGCAAUGAAGCCAAAAUAGCCCUCCGCUGGGACUCCAAAAAAGAGGGUGAGGAGGACAGCCGCUUGCAGAAAGGUAAAGAAGCUGGCGUCGCCACUGGCCUCAGUUUUGGCGUUUCACCUCCACACAACGCUUCCUCGCCUUUCUGCGAUAACCGUGCGAGACCUAGUUUCGAUGGCAGGAUGGACAACGCCACGGUUGGAAGACCUAGCAUAGAGAGUCGCCGGGAGGACAUAGAAGAGGUUCGGGGAUUACUGAAAAGAGAGUCUACAAAGGGACGUCGGAAACACGCGUUUUCGCCGAUUGGUACUCCACAAUAUAGUGGGCCGCAGGGGCAACAUCCAUCCGAAGGGGGGAAUCCGGGGGAUCGGUAUCCUGCCGGAGCUUCGUAUGCGGCACCCCCUUACGCGAAGUAGGGAGGUUUACGAUACUUGUGGGAUUGUGGGCUCUGGGAUCUCUGUCCAUAGGCGGCAAGAUAGAUUAUCGCAGCGCCUGGUCGGAUCACGCAUACCCACAUGCCCCCGUGACGUGAACAUGAAAUUGGCUCAACAGGCUGCAGUUUUUUUGUGACGUUCUUAUCUCUCAAUGCCCUAUCGUAUGGCGUCGUCUGUUUAGGUUCGUAGUUUGCUUUCCAAACUUUAGCUGCAAUAUCGGACGGGAUAUUCGACUGGCGGUUGGUUGGUUGGAGGAGGAAGGUUUACGUGGACUGGAGAAGGGGCGGGGGAGUAGGUGGUUGUGUAGUUGGGUAUCCCUAAUGUCAAUGUUAGAGUAAUAGAUUCUGUGGUUAUUA
Messenger RNA from Tuber melanosporum (Perigord truffle), 3366 nucleotides. RefSeq lists its product as uncharacterized. Lineage: Eukaryota; Fungi; Ascomycota; Pezizomycetes; Pezizales; Tuberaceae. Gene Ontology annotation, molecular function: calcium ion binding; calcium channel activity. The record is from RefSeq and is a predicted model, not a curated record. The transcript is spliced from 6 exons. The coding region runs from base 401 to 2992 and encodes 863 amino acids. Gene Ontology annotation, biological process: intracellular calcium ion homeostasis; calcium ion transmembrane transport. Gene Ontology annotation, cellular component: membrane.